CCUACUCAUAGGCUAGAAUAGGAACGAUGUAUCAUUGGUUGAUAAUUCAGAACGGUACGAAUAUAGUGUUGCGCUACACACGCACCCGAAGAAGCCCACUGGAGUUGUGUCCAUGAUAGACUUUUUAAAAACCUUUCGGUGGAAUUGAUCUGGGUGGUAGGACAGGUGUGGCUCACGGAAUCAAAGGUAUUAUGGAAGUUUAGCAUUUGUAAAGAGUUUGCUUUUGACAUGUUACCAAGCCCAUCUAGUCUUGUGCUGACACAGACAACACUCCAUAGUGGAUCUGAUCCGUUUGGGCUCUUUUAACAGUCGCUGGCAUAUUCAAAAGGUGAAAGUUAAUUAACAUUAAUCGUCACAGUCGUUUAGGCUUCCAUCUGUCUAACACUGGGUAUCAUGGCGAAGCUUCAAGGAUUUGAAUUCUGGAAAACUACCCUAAAAGGAGCUCGAUAUGUGGUUGCGCCCAUGGUGGACCAGAGUGAAUUAGCAUGGAGGCUUCUCAGUCGAAGACACGGCGCGGAGCUUUGCUACACACCUAUGUUUCAUGCCCAGGUGUUCGUGAGAGAUGUUAAUUAUCGCCGUGAGAACCUGUACAGUGAAGUAUGUCCUGAAGAUCGACCACUGAUUACACAGUUUUGUGCCAAUGAUCCAGAGGUAUUUAUCCAAGCUGCUCUAUUGGCACAAGAUUACUGCGAUGCCAUUGACCUAAACCUGGGAUGCCCUCAAAUGAUCGCGAAAAGAGGUCACUAUGGCGCCUUUCUCCAAGAUGAGUGGGAGCUGCUUGAGAAGAUGAUUAAACUGGCAAAUGAGAAACUCUCGGUUCCCAUCACUUGCAAGAUUAGAGUUUUCCCUGAGAUUGAGAAGACCGUAAAGUAUGCCAAGAUGUUGGAGAAAGCUGGAUGCCAGCUUCUGACUGUUCAUGGCCGAACCAAAGAUCAGAAAGGUGCUAUGACCGGAAUCGCUAGCUGGGAGCACAUCAAGGCUGUAAGAGAGGCGGUGAACAUCCCAGUUUUUGCCAAUGGAAACAUUCAGCACUUGAGUGAUGUGCAGCGAUGCAUGGAGGAAACGGGGGUCCAUGGCAUCAUGAGUGCAGAGGGGAAUCUGCAUAACCCAGCCUUGUUUGAGGGUCGUAGCCCCCCAGUGUGGGAAAUGGCGGAAGAGUACCUUGAAGUGGUCCAGAAACAUCCCCCUUGCUCCUUGUCCUUUGUGCGCGCCCACCUCUUUAAGCUCUGGCACCACACGCUACAGAUCCACCAGGACCUGAGAGAAGAGUUGGCCAAAGUCAAAAACAUCGAGGGCUUAGCAGAGGUCAGCCGUCAGCUCAAGCUACGCUGCCAGGAGGAGAUAGCCAAGGGUGAGACGGACACCAGUUGCUCUGGUGGACUGCCCCAGCCUCACUGGAUCUGCCAACCAUAUGUCCGACCGCCGCCAAAGGAGCCAGGGAGUGAGAACACCCCCAAAGAUCCAGAGGUCAAGGGGGCAAAGAGAGCCUUGGAGGACACCGACAACACAACAGAUUCCCUCUCCAAAAACAAGCAAAAGAAGAAAGCCCGUAACCCCAACAAGAACUUCUGUCUUGAACAAAAACCAAAGUACAUCAAGUGUGAGCAGUGUGGAAACCCUAAAGGAAAUAAGUGCGUCUUCAGCUUGUGUCGUGGCUGCUGUAAGAAGGCAGCCUAUAAAGCAGUGGCCGAUUGCCCAGGUCAUGGGCUGAGGUUCAAGACUAAAGCACUGAAGAUUCAGGCGGCCGAGAUGGAGAACGGUCAACUCAACGGAAGCAUCCAGGAGGAGUCUCCCUCCAUCCCACCCGAUCAGCCAGUCGCCCAAGCCGUGGCAUAACACACACACACACACACACACACACACACGGGCCUCCCAAUCACUGCCGUCUACCAUCUCAGCGAGUCACGUCAAUGGUGUUGCAGACAACAACAACCACCACAAAAACUAAAAGAACAUAAACCCAGUGGAGAUUAUUUGAGUUGAUUUGAAUUUAAAUGACAUCCACAUCAACACUUAACUCCUUCCCUCUGAGGAGUGCUGUCAGCCGGGUGCUGUGCAGUGGUCCCCGGGGCAGACUGGACUGAUGGCGGAUGUGCUCCUGCCCUCUCGCCAGGAACUGAGAAGCCCAGUCAAAGGCCUCUGCUGCUGUGAUAGUUUUUUUGUUUUGUUACAUAUGAAUCAUAUUUCCCUGAGGAGGCAGUAAGGAGUGGGCACAUAUCUGGUCAACUUUUAUCUUGGACUUGAAAGAAUUUGUUUUAUGCAGUUGUUUUGAUUAUCAUACAUAUAUUUUAAAAAUCUUUUUGCUGUUUUGGUGAUGGUGUUUUUUUUUUUUUUUCUUUUCUUUUGAUCAAAUGACCACUUUUUGCCAUAGUUGUACCAAAGCAAAACAGUGAAUGGUGCCGGUCCUAUCUAACAUAAGUGCAUUUUCAUCUAUAAACUUCUCAUGUUAAGAA
This is a messenger RNA of Alosa alosa (allis shad), 2453 nucleotides long. RefSeq names its product dihydrouridine synthase 1-like (S. cerevisiae) (gene dus1l). The transcript is spliced from 13 exons. Gene Ontology annotation, molecular function: flavin adenine dinucleotide binding; tRNA dihydrouridine synthase activity. The coding region runs from base 394 to 1836 and encodes 480 amino acids. Gene Ontology annotation, biological process: tRNA processing. NCBI's taxonomy places the organism in Eukaryota, Metazoa, Chordata, Actinopteri, Clupeiformes, Clupeidae. The record is from RefSeq and is a predicted model, not a curated record.